UCCUCCCACAGCGGCAGGCUCCUGUGCCCCCUGCUCACCUCCCCCAGAAUGAAACCUCCCCUUGUCCUGGCCUUCCUUUGCCUCCUGGUGUCCCAAGCCAGCGGGAACCUGGUCCAGUUUGGGGUGAUGAUUGAGCGGAUGACGGGAAAGUCAGCACUUCAGUACAAUGAUUAUGGAUGUUAUUGUGGUAUCGGUGGCUCCAACUGGCCGGUGGACCAGACCGACUGGUGCUGCCAUACCCACGACUGUUGCUAUGGACGCCUGGAGAAGCUGGGCUGUGAACCCAAGCUGGAAAAGUACCUCUUCUCUGUGGGUCGGGACACCAUCUUCUGCGCCGGCAGGACAACUUGCCAGAGACAGACCUGUGAGUGUGACAGAAGAGCUGCACUCUGCUUUCGCCACAAUCUGGGCACCUACAGCCGCAAGUAUGCCCACUACCCCAACAAGUUGUGCACUGGGCCCACCCCACCCUGCUGA
Messenger RNA from Nannospalax galili (Upper Galilee mountains blind mole rat), 477 nucleotides. RefSeq names its product phospholipase A2 group IIE (gene Pla2g2e). Gene Ontology annotation, molecular function: calcium ion binding; phospholipid binding. The transcript is spliced from 4 exons. NCBI's taxonomy places the organism in Eukaryota, Metazoa, Chordata, Mammalia, Rodentia, Spalacidae. Gene Ontology annotation, biological process: arachidonate secretion; phospholipid metabolic process; lipid catabolic process. The coding region runs from base 49 to 477 and encodes 142 amino acids. The record is from RefSeq and is a predicted model, not a curated record.